Alternaria atra is the source of this 3027-nucleotide messenger RNA. RefSeq lists its product as uncharacterized. The record is from RefSeq and is a predicted model, not a curated record. Lineage: Eukaryota; Fungi; Ascomycota; Dothideomycetes; Pleosporales; Pleosporaceae. Gene Ontology annotation, cellular component: plasma membrane; cytoplasm. Gene Ontology annotation, molecular function: GTPase activator activity; myosin II binding; syntaxin binding. Gene Ontology annotation, biological process: regulation of protein secretion; regulation of exocytosis; establishment of cell polarity. The coding region runs from base 1 to 3027 and encodes 1008 amino acids. The transcript has 4 exons.
AUGGCCCACCUCUUGCGCGGAAAGCAGGCAGGUAUCAGCAACGACCUCUCCCAAGGCCUGGGACCUGAUCUGUUUGUGCUGGACCAUAUCCGCAAUUAUGGCAUCAACUCCAAAGUCACCCAAGUCGCAUACGACCCCGUUCAGUCCCUCAUAGCCGUCGGUACGAGCGAGAGCAAGUUUGGCCCUGGCCAGAUCUACAUAUUCGGACAGAAGAGGGUCGAAGUUGUCCUGCCGCUACCCACGCGCAGCGCCUCGGUCAAGAUUCUGCAGUUCUGCGCCGAGAAGCUGUUAUGUGUCGACUCAAAAAAUGACUUGUCUGUCUUCUCGCUAGAGACUAAGAAGCUGCUCAACGCCCAUUCACCCCCCGCGAAGAUCACGGCGCUUCAUUGCGACCCGACCAUCGACUAUGCGCUUCUGGGCACACAACAGGGCGAUGUAUAUGCCUACGAUCUGGCUAGAGAGGCACUUACGCCUUUCAAGAUACCCAACUUGUGGAGGGAGAAGUUUCCGCGCUCGCGCCUCGUCUCCGUCGUUACAUUGUCGCUACAUCCUCGUGACAUCGGGUCCCUCCUGAUUGGGUACAACUCCGGUGCAGUCAUCUAUUCAUUCAAGCAGAACAAGGCCUUGCACUUCUUCAACUACGUCGUUCCCAAAGGAGCUCCUGGAGGCGACUCCGAUCCGGCCUCCAUCCACAUCGAGCGCGAACCUCCAUUGACACAGGCUGUCUGGCAUCCGACCGGCACCUUUGUUCUGACGGGGCAUGAAGACAGCAGUAUCGUUAUAUGGGAUUCCAAGGACGGCCGCAUCGUACAGGCAAGGACAUUAACCGAUACAAACGUGGACAAACCGGGUCAAGGAAGCUUCUCCCCAGGUGCUGUCGAAGGGUCAUUUGCGCUCAAGUCACCCAUCUUCAAGAUCGCCUGGUGCGCAAAUCAGGAUCCGGAUGAUACCGCUAUACUUGUCGCGGGUGGACAGCCAUCCAAUAUCUCCGCCAAAAGUCUGACUUUGUUCGAGCUGGGCCGGACACCUGUUUAUGCUACUGCGUCCUGGCAAGUGCUAUCGGAUCACUUUGAGAGUCCUAAAAGGCAAAGAAUACUUCCAUGCCCACCCGGAACUGAGGUGGUGGAUUUGUUCCUCAUUCCGCGGACUUCUCCACACUAUGCUGGCUGCCACGAUCCAAUUGCGAUUAUUGCUCUGCUCGCUUCCGGAGAGUUGAUCACCCUAUCGUUUCCAAGUGGAAUGCCCAUAACGCCCACUAAUCAGCUGCAUCUUUCCAUGACACUCGUACAUCCGUACAUCAACUAUGCAAACCUUGCACCGGUAGAGCGUACACGAUGGCUCGGCAUGACCGAGAAGCGGCAACACGGUCCACAGUUCCUUAUCGGUGGUGCCGAGGCUGUGCAUCCCCUUAAGCGUUUUGAAAACCGCAACAUCGUCCAGACAGCUCAUGCAGAUGGUACUAUUAGAUUAUGGGAUGCAGGUCAUGCCGAUGAGAUCGAGAACGCUGCCUUGUUACAGGUAGACGUAGCUCGAGCAGUCGGCCGACCAGAGCAUGUCCACGUCACACAAACCUCAUUCGCAGGUGCGGCAUCUGAACUAUCUGUAGGACUGAAGAGCGGUGAAGUAGUUGUGUUUAGAUGGGGUGUUAACCGGCAUGCUGGCCAGGAGUAUCCACUAGGUGAAAACAAAGCUCAAGCACUCACCGAUAUCUCUGAAAGGAGUGAGGCGGCUCUCAAAGAGGGACUACUGCCAUUUACCUUGCUCGAUGAGGGCAAUGGACCAGUCACCGCCCUGAAGCAUUCUGACGUAGGCUUUGUCGCUGCGGGCUUCGAAGGCGGCAGUUUGGCCAUCAUCGAUCUGCGAGGACCGGCAAUCAUCUACAGAGCAUCGAUACAAGAAUUUAUCAAACCAGACAAACGUGCCAGCUUCCGACGGAGUUCGACUCAGGCGACACCCAAAGCAGAGUGGCCCACUUGUAUUGAAUUUAGUGUCAUGACGCUCGAAGACGAAGACUACUCCAGCAUCCUACUUCAUGUUGGCACCAACCUUGGCCACCUUGCAACCUUUAAGCUACUACCGGAAUCAAGCGGCCGAUACUCAGUUAAGCCUGCAGGCGUGUGCUCUCUAGACGACAAGGUCAUCAGCAUCUGCCCCAUGCAUGCCGAAACCGGUCGCCCAGCUUAUGCUUCUCAGUCUGCCGUUGCGGGACUACGCAACGGCUCCAAGACUAGUGGUGUGCUCUUAGCCACAACAGCAUCGGGGGCGAGGUUAUUCCGCCCUGCCACCAGUAAAGGAGCGCAUAAGACCUUCGAUCAAUUCCUAUGUGAUGCGGCGACUCUGGUUAGAUACGAGGACAAGGGCUAUUCGAUGCUUGGUCUGUAUGGUGAUGGGUGUGCGAGAGCUUAUUCGCUACCUGCACUGAAGGAGAUAGGGUCUGUCAAUCUCAGUGAACUGCUAGACGUCCGGCGCUUGUCCGAGGCAGUCAUCACAAGUACUGGUGACAUCUUCGGCUGGAAAGGCCCUGCAGAAAUGGCUCUAGUCAACGUUUUUGGAACCGGACUCCAGUACGAACGCGCCAAGGAUGUUUUGCUUAACCCAGAACUGCUAAUCCCGCCACGACCAACUAUUAGCAAUAUCCAGUGGAUCUCUGGCACACAGUAUGUGACACCAGCCGAUAUGGAUCUCCUCAUCGGCGGUCCUGAUCGACCCCUAUCAAAUCGCCAGAUGGCGCAACAACGCGCAGAGGCUGAGCAAGAACGCCGUCGCGCCAACCCGUCCUUAGCCAGCUCUUCUGCCGCAGGAUACCAAUCCUACCCUACUCAAGUGUCGUCUCCCACUCAAGAAGGCUGGGGUGCCUGGGCAACUCGCCAGCUCAACGAGCGCACGGAGAAGCUGAACAUCGUUGGAGACAGCAUGGACAACCUCUCACAGAAUAGUGCAGGCUGGGCGAACGACGUGAACAAGUUUGUUGGAAAGCAGAAGAGAGGUCUAGUCAUGGGUGCUAUGAAGAGCAAGUUUGGAUUCUAA